Penicillium longicatenatum is the source of this 1503-nucleotide messenger RNA. RefSeq names its product aminopeptidase P family protein. The record is from RefSeq and is a predicted model, not a curated record. Gene Ontology annotation, molecular function: manganese ion binding; metalloaminopeptidase activity. Bases 1 to 1503 code for a protein of 500 amino acids. The transcript has 10 exons. Lineage: Eukaryota; Fungi; Ascomycota; Eurotiomycetes; Eurotiales; Aspergillaceae. Gene Ontology annotation, cellular component: mitochondrion.
AUGGCCGCCUGCAGGUCACUCGUCCGACAAUGCGCUCGUCAGUUAUGUCGCGCUCCUCGAUUUAGCCGUUCCUCUUGCCAGACUUUUGGUCGCAUCCAAGUCCCUCGCCGCAGAACUUACGUUACCUCCGUCGGCGCCGCGGAGCUCAAAUUUGGACAGCCGUUGCACGAAACACACCCUCAUAUUCUGGAGCCGGGAGAGCUGACACCCGGAGUCACGGCCCUUGAAUAUGCCCUGCGCCGAUCGCGACUCGCCAACAAGCUCCCCGAGGGAGCAGUUGCUAUACUCGCGGCCUCUGAAGUGAAGUACCGCGCGCCUGGUAUCUUUCAUGAAUAUCGCCAGGAGUCCAAUUUCUUCUAUUUGACAGGUUUCAACGAACCGAAUGCACUGGCAGUCAUCUGGAACGAUGGAUCUGGCGACAAUCAUAUUUUCCAUCUUUAUGUCCGGGAAAAGGACCCCAAGGCAGAAUUGUGGGAUGGUGCGCGGUCUGGCACUCAGGCCGCUAUGGACGUUUUUAACGCCGAUGAAACAGGUAACAUUGAAGAUAUUGGGAACAUCCUGCCCAAGAUCAUUGCCAAGGCCACAGAGGUCUACUCCGAUAUCCCCGCCUUCGACGGAUCCAGAUCAACAUUGCACCGAUACCUAUAUGGCCCCACUGUUGCGUCAGAGAAGUUGAAGAAAUUUGUCGACCAUCGCAAAGUUAAACCGUUGAAGCCCCUUCUCAACGAAAUGAGAGUAUUCAAGACCGAGGCGGAAGUUAUGCAUCUGCGCCGGUUAGGCCAAGCUUCAGGGAGGGCCUUUACCGACGCCAUGCGCCAAACAUUUACCAAGGAGAAAGACUUGACCUCAUUCUUGGAGUAUCAAUUCAAAGUGAAUGGCUGUGAUGGUAGUGCUUUUGUUCCCGUUGUUGCGGGUGGCCAGAACGCACUGAGCAUUCAUUACACUAGAAACGACGAUGUCCUAAGAGACGGAGACUUGGUUCUUGUAGAUGGCGGCGGUAAGCAGGAGCUCGGAGGGUAUAUCUCUGAUAUUACAAGGACUUGGCCAGUUAAUGGCAAGUUCUCCGACCCCCAGCGGGAUCUGUAUAACGCCGUGCUGAAUGUGCAUCGAACUUGCCUGGCCCUUUGUCGCGAGGAUGCCAACCUGUCACUCGAUAAGUUGCACAGUAUUGCCGAGAAUGGAUUGAAGGAUCAACUCAAGCAACUUGGCUUUGAUCUUUCUGGAAGCGCAAUGAACGUGUUGUUCCCUCACCACCUUGGCCACUACAUCGGCCUGGAUGUUCACGAUUGUCCUGGGUACUCAAGAGGGUACAACUUGAAGGCUGGCCAAUGUAUCACCAUUGAACCUGGUAUCUACGUUCCUGAUGACGAGCGAUGGCCCGCUCAUUUCCGAGGCAUUGGUAUUCGCAUCGAAGACAGUGUCUGCGUGGGUGAUGAACACCCAAUCGUUUUGUCGCCUGAAGCCGUCAAGGAGGUUGAUGAUAUCGAGGCUCUCCGUAGUUGA